AUGCCUGAAAUGCACAUCAAGGCACCUAAAAUCUCCAUGCCAGAUGUUGAUUUACACUUGAAAGGUCCUAAACUGAAGGGAGAUGUGGAUGUGUCUGUUCCAAAGAUUGAGGGGGAGAUGGAUCUCUCAGGUCCAAAAGUAGACAUUGAUGCUCCUGAUUUGGAAAUUGAGGGGCCAGAAGGAAAAUGGAAAGGUCCUAAAUUUAAGAAGCCUGAAAUGCAUUUUAACGUUCCUAAAAUUUCCAUGCCAGAUAUCGAUUUAAAUUUGAAAGGUCCUAAACUGAAGGGAGAGGUGGAUGUUUCUCUUCCUAAAGUAGAAGGGGAUUUAAAAGGGCCUGAAGUUGACCUCAAAAGCCCCCAAAUAGACAUCAGUGCACAAGACUUUGAUAUUCAUGGCCCAGAGGGUAAACUCAAAAUGCCAAAAUUGAAAAUGCCUAAAUUUGGAACACCUGGGUUCAAAGGAGAGGGACCAGAUAUUGAUGUAAAACUUCCAAAAGGGGAGGUGGAUGUUUCAGGUCCCAAGAUAGACAUUGAUGCUCCUGAUGUGGAGAUUGAAGCUCCUGAUGGAAAAGUGAAAGGCCCCAAAUUUAAGAUGCCUGAAAUGAAUAUCAAGGCCCCUAAAAUCUCCAGGACGGACUUUGAUUUGAAUUUGAAAGGCCCUAAAUUGAAGGGAGAUGUGGAUGUUUCUGUACCAAAACUAGAAGGGGAUUUGAAAGGCCCAGAAGUCGAUAUCAAAGGCCCUAAAGUGGAUAUAGAUGUCCCUGAUGUGGAGAUUGAAGGCCCAGAAGGCAAGUGGAAAGGUCCCAAAUUUAAGAUGCCUGAUAUGCAUUUUAAAGCACCUAAAAUCUCCAUGCCAGAUUUUGAUUUGAACCUGAAAGGACCUAAAGUGAAGGGGGAUAUGGAUGUUUCUGUUCCAAAGCUAGAAGGGGAUUUGAAAGGACCUGAGUUUGAUAUCAAAGGUCCCAAAGUGGACAUAGAUGCUCCCAAUCUUGAUAUUGAAGGUCCUGAAGGAAAAUGGAAAGGUCCAAAAUUUAAGAUGCCUGAAAUGAAUAUCAAGGCCCCUAAAAUCUCCAUGCCGGACUUUGAUUUGAAUUUGAAAGCCCCUAAAUUGAAAGGAGAUGUGGAUGUUUCUGUUCCAAAAUUAGAAGGUGAUUUGAAAGGUCCUGAAGUCAAUAUCAAAGCCCCUAAACUGAACAUAGAUGCCCCUGAUGUGGAGAUUGAAGGACCAGAAGGAAAAUGGAAAGGUCCCAAAUUUAAAAUGCCUGACAUGCAUUUUAAAGCACCUAAAAUCUCCAUGCCAGACUUUGAUUUGAACCUGAGAGGCCCUAAAGUGAAGGGGGAUGUGGAUGUUUCCAUACCAGAUUUUGAAGGUGAUAUGAGAGGCCCAGAAGUUGAUAUUACAGGUCCCAAAUUGGACAUAGAUGCUCCAGAUCUUGACAUUGAGGGUCCAGAGGGAAACCUGAAAGGCCCCAAAUUUAAGAUGCCUGAAAUGCAUUUCAAUGUUCCUAAAAUCUCCAUACCGGACAUUGAUUUGAAUUUGAAAGGUCCUAAAUUGAAGGGGGAUGUGGAUGUUUCUGUACCAAAACUAGAAGGGGAUUUGAAAGGGCCCGAGUUUGAUAUCAAAGGUCCUAAAGUGGACAUAGAUGCCCCUGAUGUGGAGAUUGAAGGUCCAGAUGGGAAAUGGAAAGGCCCCAAAUUUAAGAUGCCUGACAUGCAUUUUAAAGCACCUAAAAUCUCCAUGCCAGACUUUGAUUUGAAUUUGAAGGGUCCUAAAAUCAAGGGGGAUGUGGAUGUUUCUGGCCCUAAACUAGAAGGGGAUUUGAAAGGUCCUGAUUUUGAUAUCAAAGCCCCCAAAGUUGACAUUGAUGCACCAGAUGUGGAUAUUCAUGGCCCAGAGGGUAAACUCAAAAUGCCCAAAUUCAAAAUGCCCAAGUUUGGAAUGCCUGGAUUCAAAGGGGAGGGACCAGACGUGGAUGUAAGCCUUCCGAAAGGGGAGAUUGAUCUCUCAGGUCCAAAAGUAGACAUUGAUGCUCCUGAUUUGGAUUUUGAAGGGCCAGAAGGAAAACUGAAAGGUCCCAAAUUUAAGAUGCCUGAAAUGCAUUUCAAUGUUCCUAAAAUCUCCAUGCCAGACUUUGAUCUGAAUUUAAAAGGGCCCAAAUUGAAGGGAGAUGUGGAUGUUUCUGUGCCAAAUAUUGAAGGUGAUUUGAAAGGUCCUGAAUUUGAUAUCAAAGGUCCCAAACUGGACAUUGAUGCACCAGACAUCGAUAUUCAUGGCCCAGAAGGAAAAUUGAAAAUGCCCAAAAUGAAAUUUCCUAAAUUCAGCAUGCCUGGGUUCAAAGGGGAAGGCUCGGAUGUGGAUGUAAAUCUUCCAGAAGGAGGGGUUGAUAUUUCGGGUCCUAAGAUAGACAUUGAUGCCCCCAAUUUGGAUAUUGAAGGGCCUGAAGGGAAAUGGAAAGGUCCAAAAUUUAAGAUGCCUGAAAUGAAUAUCAAGGCACCUAAAAUCUCCAUGCCAGACAUUGAUUUAAACUUAAAAGGUCCUAAAAUUAAAGGAGACAUGGAUGUUUCUGUCCCUAAAAUAGAAGGUGAUUUAAAAGGUCCAGAGAUAGACAUUAAAUCUCCCAAAAUGUCUGUUGAUGUUCCUGAUCUUGACUUUGAAGGUCCAGAAGGAAAACUGAAAGGUCCUAAAUUUAAGAUGCCAGAAAUGCAUAUUAAAGCACCCAAAAUCUCCAUGCCAGAUUUUGACUUGAAUUUAAAGGGGCCUAAACUGAAGGGAGACAUGGAUGUUUCUGUUCCAAAGUUAGAAGGGAAUUUGAAAGGUCCUGAAAUUGACAUUAAAGGCCCCAAAUUGGACGUAGAUGCACCUGAUAUCAACAUUGAAGGGCCAGAAGGAAAACUGAAAACUCCCAAAUUUAAGAUGCCUGAAAUGCACAUCAAGGCCCCUAAAAUCUCCAUGCCAGAUGUAGACCUGAAUCUAAAGGCACCUAAACUGAAAGGAGACAUAGAUCUUUCUGGUCCAAAAAUAGAGGGUGAUUUGAAAGGUCCUGAAUUUGAUAUCAAAGGUCCCAAAGUGGACAUUGAUGCACCAGACAUUGAUAUUCAUGGCCCUGAAGGAAAACUGAAAUUAUCCAAAAUGAAGCUGCCUAAAUUCAGUACGCCUGGGUUCAAAGGGGAAGGCCCGGAUGUGGAUGUAAGUCUUCCAAAGGGAGAGGUUGAUAUUUCAGGUCCUAAGAUAGAUAUUGGCACUCCUGAUUUGAACAUUGAAGGUCCAGAAGGAAAACUGAAAGGGCCAAAAUUUAAGAUGCCUGAGAUGCAUUUUAAGACACCCAAAAUCUCAAUGCCAGACAUUGAUUUAAAUGUGAAAGGUCAUAAAAUGAAGGGGGACUUUGAUGUUUCUGUUCCCAAGAUUGAGGGUAAUCUUAAAGGUCCUGAAGUUGAUAUCAAAGGCCCAGAAUUUGGGAUUAGAAGUCCUGAGCUUGAUGUUGAGUGUCCAGAUGUGACCACUGAGGGCCUUGAGGGAAAUGUUAAACUUCCCAAAUUUAAGAAACCAAAAUUUGGGUUUGGAAUUAAAAGUCCUAAGGCAGAAAUCAAAUCUCCUGAAGUGGAUAUUGCUGUCCCGGAAGGUGAACUGAAUGUGGAGUCUCCUGAUAUUGGCAUUUCUGGCAAAGGAAAAAAAAGCAAAUUUAAAAUGCCUAAACUUCAUAUGAGUGGCCCUAAAAUUAAAGGAAAGAAGGGUGGAUUUGAUAUGAAUCUACCCAGUGGUGAGAUAGAUGCAAAUUUGAAAUCUCCUGAUUUAGAUCUCAAUGUAACUGGCCCAGAGGCAACAAUAAAAGGAGAUAUUAAUGUCAAAUCCCCGAAAGGAAAGAAACCAAUGUUUGGGAAAAUCUCUUUUCCAGAUGUUGAGUUUGAUAUUAAAUCACCUAAGUUCAAAGCUGAUGCUUCUGUGACAGUUCCUAAAAUGGAAGGAGAAUUUAAAGCACCCGAUUUGGAGGUUUCCACACCAGCUUUCAAAGGUGAUAUAAAGUCACCAGGUCUUGACAUUACAACCCCUAGUAUCAGCGCAAAUCUUCCUGAUGUUAACAUUGGAGGUCCUGAUAUCAAUCUUAAGAAACCUAAGGUCAAACUUCCAAGUGGAAAUAUUGAUAUAGCUGGUCCAAAAAUGGAAGGUGAUCUGAGAAUCCCAGGUAUUGACACAAACAUUAAUGCCCCUGACAUCAAACUUAAAGGACCUACAGUGAAUCUGCCUUCGGUGGACAUUUCUGCUCCUUCAUUCUCUGCAUCUGAUCUUGAUAUUAACUUGAAAGGACCAAAAGUAAAAGGUGAUGUCAGUCUUCCCACAGCAGACCUGGAAGGUCCAGAAGGAAAACUAAAAUUUCCCAAGUUCUCACUGCCCAAGAUAGGGAAACCAGGUCUGAAUUUAGAAGGAGCUGAUGUGCAGCUGCCCUCAGCAAGCGUGGAUGUAUCAGCUCCAAGUAUUGAAGGAGGUAUGAGUGUUCCUGCAAUUGAAGGAGUAGAUGCAAAACUGAAGGGACCUAAGGUGACUAUGCCAUCAGUAAACCUUUCAAUGCCCCAAGUCUCUGGACCUGAUUUUGAUGUAAACUUGAAAGGACCAAAACUAAAAGGAGACCUGGAUGUGUCUAGUGACCUUAAAGGUCCAAAAGUGGACAUACAUGCACCAGAUGUUGAUAUGAAAGGCUUUGGAGGAAAGCUUAAAAUGCCCAAGUUUAAAUCUCCAACUUUGGAGGGACCUCAAGCAGAUCUGAACAUGAAAGGGGACAUUGGAUUUUCUGCCCCACAAAUUGAGGGGGGCAUGAAAGCACCAGGUAUGGAUGUACAUCUCAGUGCCCCAGACCUUGAUAUCAAAGGGCCUACAGUGAAAAUGCCAUCGGUAGGUAUUUCUGCCCCAGAUUUUGAUGUAAAUUUGAAAGGACCAAAGUUAAAAGGAGAUCUUGAUCUUUCUGGUGGCAUUAAAUCCCCAAAAGUGGCUAUAGAUGCACCAGAUGUUAACUUGGAAGGUCCAGGAGGCGCGAUUAAACUUCCUUCACUGAAGCUUCCCCAAUUUGGCAUUUCUAGUCCUCAUGUUGAGGGGUCUAAGAUGGGUGUGAGUAUUGAAGGACCACAAAUUAAAGGAGACCUUGCUGGCUCAGGGAUUGAUGGAGAAUUGAAAGGGCCUACAUUUAAAAUGCAACCACUUCAAGUUUCAGCUCCAAAAAUCUCUGCACCCGACAUUGACUUAAACUUAAAAGGACCAAACCUAAAGGGUGAUGUUAAUAGUGCUGGUGAUGUUAAAGGCCCAAAAGUUGGAGUGGAAGCACCAGAUAUCAGCAUCAAAAGUUCAGGUGGAAAUAUUCAAAUACCAUCAGUAAAACUGCCCAAAUGUGACAUUUCAGGUUCCCAAGGCAUGAAGGUUUCUGGGGUGGGUAUUGCAGCUAAUGCUCCUGAUAUCAGUUUAACAGGUCCUGCCUUCAGUGUAUCAACACCAAAAGUUUCUGGGUCAGAUUUUGAUGUAAAUUUGAAAGAACCUAAAAUCAAAGGAGGUUUCGGCAUUUCUGGAGACAUGAAAGCUCCUGAUGUAAAUGUUGGGGCACCACACUUGGGCAUUCAGCAUUCAGGUGGUGAAUUCAAAGGGCCACAGCUUUCAUCUUCUGGUUUUGAUGUAGAAAUGAAUGUGCCAGAUGUUGCAAGGGGUCUUCAUGUUUCUGGCCCAAAGAUAGAGGGUGGUCUGAAAGGUCCCAAGGUAGGAAUCAAAGGUCCUGGCGUAGAUAUGAAUUUUCCACAAAGUAACUUAGAAAGUGCAUCAGGAAAAGUGACAUUCCCCAGGAUGAAAUUGCCUAAAUUUGUGUCUUCAGGGCAUGAGGUAACAGGAAGAGAAGUAGGGGUUGAUGUUAACUUCCCUCCGCCAGAUGCCAGUCUCCAGGCUGGUGCGGUGGAGGCUGAGUUUGAAGAGCCAGAUGUCAAACUUAAGAAAUCUAAAAUUAAGAUGCCAAAGUUUAAUUUUUCAAAACCUAAAAGCAAAGGCACCAUUGUUGGCUCACCGGAAGCCUCAGUGUCCAUUUCAGGAUCUAAAGGAGAUUUUAAAAGUUCCAAGGCAAGUCUAGGUUCUAUGGAGGGUGAACUGGGGGGAGGGGAAGCUGCUGCCACUUCACCUAAAGGGAAGUUUUCGUUAUUUAAAAGCAAAAAGCCACGUCAUCGGUCAUCUUCCUUUAGCGAUGAACAUUCCUCCCAGUCAACCCCCACUGGCACCUUGGAGUUUGAGUGCAGCUCAGGAGCAGAGAAGGAAAAGCAGGCCAAGAUGAAAUUUGGAACGUUUGGAGGGAUAGGGUCAAAAACUAAAGGCUCUUAUGAGGUAACUGGAAGUGACGAUGAAGCAGGAAAGAUGCCAGGGAGUGGGGUCUCGUUAACGUCCAAGAAAUCCCGCCUGUCUUCCUCUUCGAGUAAUGACAGCGGGACAAAGGGGGGGUUCCGAGUGCCAGUGGUAGAACUGACCGUUGCCAAAAAGAAAGAGUAAAGCGUCCGUGUAUAUAUGUCUGUGUAUGUAUAUAUAUAUAUAUCUCUCUUCUGUGUUUGUAUAUAAAUUUCAUAGCUUGAAAUAUUUUCAACCUCAGCAAUAAAAUGAAUGGUGCCUAGUGAAAUGUUAGAUGUCAUGUUGCCUACUCAAAAGAGAGGAGAGUUUAAAAGCAAGUGACCCUGGAGCUGUACCACAGUUCAUCUGAUGUAUUUGAAAGUUUCUUUGUGUUCAUGAUAUUUGGUUUGCGCAUUAAAUGCUGAGAGCUUAAGUUUACUAGCAAACUAUUUUGAUAUCCUUUUCAUUUUACUGGAUAUUUUCAGUGUCGGUUUAUGGAAAUAAUGUUUCCAUCUUAAUUACCUUUUGGCUUUUAUUUGCAGGGCUUACAUUUCUGUAAUGAGAAUGGAUAUAUUGAAAACACUGUAAAAUAUAUAGAUACAACUGAAAUAUGUCACUUUCCCUUGUAAUGUGGGGUUUAAAAUGACACGGAGUGUUUAUCACAGAAAGCUGUGGUUUCUAUUAGCUUUGAUAGUUGUGGUGGUAAGAAAAGUACCCCAGUUUAAUUUAAGACUAGAGAAUCCGGGUUGCUUUUGAUAAAUGUCAUGAAGAAAAACAGAAUUUACCAAUAAACGACUAACCUGUUUUGGGUUGGAUUCGACUGACACCAUCUUAGUUGUCUCCGUAUAUUUGUUUCAUUAUUUGUAUUAUAAGAGAGGACUUUUCUUAGUUAUGGUGCAAAAAUCUGUGACUGCCACUUUUCUGAUAUUUGUUAUAAUUUCUGUUAACAAAUGUAUCUUGAUUUAAAAAAAAUCUUUCAGCACUUUAAUGGCAAAUGAAUUGAGAAUGUAAGAAGAUUGAUCUUGUAAAAUGCAAAUAAACUGUUUAUUAACCUUG
Mauremys mutica (yellowpond turtle) is the source of this 7395-nucleotide messenger RNA. Its product is annotated as neuroblast differentiation-associated protein AHNAK-like. The record is from RefSeq and is a predicted model, not a curated record. Gene Ontology annotation, biological process: regulation of RNA splicing. The coding region runs from base 1 to 6504 and encodes 2167 amino acids. Lineage: Eukaryota; Metazoa; Chordata; Testudines; Geoemydidae. The transcript is spliced from 4 exons. Gene Ontology annotation, cellular component: costamere; nucleus; cytoplasm.